AUGCAUGUCACCUUACUGAUCUCGACACAUUUCCACCCAACAAGCAUUAUACUCCCGCCGAUUCUUGUUCUAGACCUGGAUCGCCCCAUCUUGGCUCUUGUUCUAAGACUUACUUAUUACAAUCUCCACGUACCCCACCGCUUUUCGAGUCUAUUGAUAAUUCUACUCAACCGGACGAAUUGCUUGACUUAUGCGACAAUUCCUCCGCCGGCUCAGACUCAGACUCAGACUCAGACGAUCCAUGCCUUACCACGCUGCCCCGCUUCCCCUCGGCAACGACCCCUUCCUUCUGACGCCAAAGAACCCCACCAUGACGAUCCAUACAUAGAAGACGACGACAAUGCUGAUACUUACCCAGACAACCCAGACAACCCAGACAACCCAGACGACCCCGAGGGAGUGCUGGUGGAGGAGCCUCCAAUCCGUGUCCCACCAGAUGAUGCCAAGGGGCCUCCCGGACCUCCGGGCAAUGAUGCAGGGGCCGGUAUGCCUCUAUUUGAUGCUCACCCAACUCUGCGGAACAUCUACUUGCGCACUUGGGCUCAGUAUGCAUUCAACCACGCAACACAGGACUCUGUCCAAGCAAUACUGGAGUCUCACAAAUUGGCACUUAUGGCCAACGCGCAAUACCUCCCCCAGCCGCUUGUCAAAGAGAUUUGA
Molecule: messenger RNA, 660 nt
Organism: Rhizoctonia solani
Lineage: Eukaryota; Fungi; Basidiomycota; Agaricomycetes; Cantharellales; Ceratobasidiaceae
Product: Retrotransposon-derived protein PEG10
Exons: 2
Coding region: 1-660 (219 amino acids)
Source: RefSeq, a predicted model, not a curated record